AUGGUCCGGAUCAAACACCGGUAUCUCCUCUUCAACAUUCUAUACCCCAGCGAGUCGUCGAGUUCAUCAACAUCCAAACACUCCUCCACCACAUCUGGCACCGUCACCACCAGCGCGAAUUCUAAAUCCUCCUCCUCCGUCCCGUCACAGCAGAUACUACCACCAUACCUCCUCUUCAGCCGCCCCAGUCCCGCCCACCUCACCCCCCAACUCCUCAUCCAGACCCUCAAAGCGACAAUAACCCAAGUCUUCGGCGACCACGGGUUGGGGGCUACACAAGCCGGAAUCCGCGUGGUUUAUUUCUCCCCGAGUACAUCGACAUGUAUUCUGCGCGUGCCGCGGGCGUACUUUCGACUUGUGUGGGCGAGUCUUACGUAUAUGGAUACUAUACCACCCCCGACCAAGACGAGCAGAUAUGAGAGUACAAGUACCGGUGGGAGUACUCGGUGCGUGAUUCGCGUGGUGAGAGUCAGUGGGACGAUAAGGAAGAGUGAAGAGGAAGUCAUGAGGCGGGCGAGGUAUGAGAUUGUGCGGGCGAAGAGAGAUGGACUGGAGAUGAACAUGGGAGACGGCAGAGGAAGUGGGGAUGGAAAUGAGGCCUCGGCAUUGUUGGAUGGAUGGAUUGGGAAGAAACCACAGAAUUUGGCAGGGCGUGCAGCUAUAGGAGCACAGGUCCGAGGUGAAGACGAUGGAAAUGAUUAUGAUGAUGACAUUGACGACGACGAUGAUGAUGAAGAUAUGGAUGAUUUAUCGGAGUGA
Exophiala dermatitidis NIH/UT8656 is the source of this 759-nucleotide messenger RNA. Its product is annotated as ribonuclease P subunit P14. NCBI's taxonomy places the organism in Eukaryota, Fungi, Ascomycota, Eurotiomycetes, Chaetothyriales, Herpotrichiellaceae. The coding region runs from base 1 to 759 and encodes 252 amino acids. The record is from RefSeq and is a predicted model, not a curated record. Gene Ontology annotation, cellular component: ribonuclease P complex. The transcript has a single exon. Gene Ontology annotation, biological process: tRNA 5'-leader removal.